AUGUCUCAAUUUCUCUUGAAAACGAUUCUUUCUGGAUGUCGUGCUGUAAGAACUUCAUCACCAACCAGUAAUCAGGGUUCUCUGCGAGACCCAAAUGUUGUUCUUCUCAGAUGGAUGUCAAGCAGUUCGAAUCAACAAUCUUUUACGGUCUCUUACCUAGUAAGUUCACUUGGGUAUUCUUCACAAACUGCUUUGUCUGUUUCCAAGUAUGUUAAUUUCGAUACUCCUGAUAAGGCAGACAAAGUCAUAAAGUCUUUCAAGGAUUAUGGAUUCACUGACACCCAAAUAUCACGUCUGGUAAGAACUUAUCCCACGGUGCUCCUAUUUAAUGCUGAGAGAAAAAUUUUGCCAACAUUACAAUUUUUUGAAUCCAAAGGCAUUUCCGGCCCUGAAAUAGCUAAAAUGGUAACUGCAUUCCCUACUGUUUUGGGAAGUAGCUUAGCUAAUCGGAUAUUGCCCUCAUAUGAUUACAUGAGAAAUCUGAUUCAAUCUGAUGAUAAGCCCAUUAUAGCUGUUAAAAAUUAUCCUGAUGUUCUUGUACACAACGUUGAGAAAUAUGUGUCGCCUAACGUUGAUAUUUUGCGUGAACAUGGAGCUUCCGAAUCUAAUAUAGCUACAAUAAUGCGGCAUUGGCCUAGAUCUUUCAUUGUGACUCCUUAUUCCUUCCGAAAGGUUGUGGAGAAAGUGGUGGAAAUGGGGUUUGAUGCUUCAAAGGUAAACUUUGUUAUCGCAGUGAAAGUAAGUAGGUCAUUAAGUGAAUCAACAUGGGAAAGGAAGGUUGAUGCUUAUAAGAAAUGGGGUUGGUCUGAUGAAGAUGUUUUGAAUGCCUUCAAGAGAAAUCCAUUGGUGCAUGUUGCUAUCUGA
Morus notabilis is the source of this 864-nucleotide messenger RNA. Its product is annotated as transcription termination factor MTERF6, chloroplastic/mitochondrial-like. The coding region runs from base 1 to 864 and encodes 287 amino acids. The transcript has a single exon. Gene Ontology annotation, molecular function: double-stranded DNA binding. The record is from RefSeq and is a predicted model, not a curated record. Gene Ontology annotation, biological process: chloroplast organization; regulation of DNA-templated transcription. Gene Ontology annotation, cellular component: chloroplast. NCBI's taxonomy places the organism in Eukaryota, Viridiplantae, Streptophyta, Magnoliopsida, Rosales, Moraceae.